Messenger RNA from Wasmannia auropunctata (little fire ant), 2572 nucleotides. Its product is annotated as BTB/POZ domain-containing protein 10. The record is from RefSeq and is a predicted model, not a curated record. Gene Ontology annotation, cellular component: cytoplasm. The transcript is spliced from 9 exons. Gene Ontology annotation, molecular function: protein binding. Gene Ontology annotation, biological process: positive regulation of phosphorylation. Lineage: Eukaryota; Metazoa; Arthropoda; Insecta; Hymenoptera; Formicidae. The coding region runs from base 329 to 1708 and encodes 459 amino acids.
UCGUUGUCUACCGUACUGUGCGUUAAUCGUUGACGUUUGAUUGAGAACGGCUUGAUUCCGGACUUUCGAAACACCGAGAAAGUGGAAACCUUGAAGAGUCUUGAGAAUUUCGUUAGAGGAUAUUGCCUUUCACUGCAUUCUUCAACAUCUUUUGUACAUGAAAUAAAUAGAAAGGAACACGAAUCAAUUGAUCAAUUUCGUUAUUAUAUUAUGUAUUGACAAAUAGAGUAUGAGAAUGACAAAAUUAUUCCUUAGUAUAUAUUAUAAAAAAAAAGAAUGAUAUAAAAGUUUAUAAAGAGAAACAGAUAAAGAUUAUGGAAUCGGAGAAAUGUCUUUAAGGUGGUUUGACAUGUCAAAUCCGUCAGAGCGCAUCACUUUGAUCAAUUAUGUGCAAGACAGCAGCAGUGACACGGAGACUGAUUAUAAGGAAACAGGAAGGGGAAGGCAUUGUGUCUACAAAAAUAGAUUGAGUUGUGGUGGCUCGUCGAAGCCGAAAUCUUGUCUGGUACAGAGGGAUAGCAGUGGCGAUCGGCAUUGUCAUUCUUUCAAUUCCGGCAGAAAUUCGCAGGGCACGAGGCUCAUUAACAGAUCGAGCUACCGGGCUUCGCAAUUUAUAAGAAUUCGCUCGAACGUCAACAUGGCCAAACAGAGUCAAAACCAAAACAGCAGCAGAGAUAACAUAAUGUCGGGAGGAUCGGCGACAGCAUCGAUUACCGGAGUUAGCAAUCAGCCAGCUAGUGAUGAAAGAAUCACCCUCAUCGUUGAUAAUACCAGAUUUAUCGUUGAUCCGGCUUUGUUCACAGCGCACCCCAACACAAUGUUAGGUCGCAUGUUCAGUUCAGGCGUGGAAUAUGCUCAACCUAACGAACGCGGCGAGUAUGAGGUCGCCGACGGUAUUUCUGCCAUGGUUUUCCGCGCCAUCCUGGAGUAUUAUAAGGGCGCAGUAAUUCGAUGUCCCCCGACUGUAAGUGUUCAAGAACUGCGAGAAGCUUGCGACUAUCUGCUAGUGCCUUUUGAUGCUAGCACGGUAAAAUGUCAAAAUCUCAGAGGAUUGCUACACGAAUUGUCGAAUGAAGGUGCACGCUGCCAAUUCGAAGUAUUCUUAGAGGAUUUGAUCUUGCCGCUGAUGGUAAACAGUGCACGACGCGGUGAUCGCGAAUGCCACAUUGUUGUCUUGCUCGAAGAUGAUGUCGUCGAUUGGGAUGAGGAAUAUCCGCCUCAAAUGGGAGAAGAAUAUUCUCAAACUGUCAAUAGCACGGCAAUGUAUCGCUUUUUCAAGUAUAUCGAAAAUCGAGACGUGGCCAAGCAAGUAAUGAAGGAGCGCGGCCUCAAAAAAAUUCGUUUAGGCAUCGAGGGCUAUCCGACUUAUAAGGAGAAGGUGAAGAAACGCGCCGGUGGCCGCGCCGAGGUCAUAUACAAUUACGUUCAACGACCCUUCAUCCACAUGUCUUGGGAAAAGGAAGAAGCCAAGAGCCGUCACGUUGACUUCCAGUGCGUUAAGUCCAAAUCGGUGACGAACCUCGCUGAAGCCACAGCUGAUCCUGUUCUGGAUGCCGCUGGAAAUCCUAUGCUUCUUCAAGUCGCUGAAGGGGCAGUCUCCCAGCCGGAAGUGGUUGGGCUUCCCAUGGGUUCGGAUGCUGAUGUGGACGGGCCGAUGGGACCUGGCGAUCAAGACUUGGGCCCGCUACCAUCUGAUGAGCUACCAUAAAAGAUGGGAAUAGACUAGGGAUUUAGAAAUCUUGAAAAAGAAUCUUGGAAACAAAAAAAUAUUUAACAAAAUCUUUAAAAAAGCUUUUGAAGAAUAUCUUGUAGUUUAUCUUGAAGAAUGAGAAUUGAAAACCGAAAUGUACUGGACUUCUUAAAAGACUGAGGUGCAUUUGACGUGAAUCGUUAGAUCAUUUGACGUAUUGAACCCUGAAGACUUUGGAAUAUAUUGGACAACAGAGGAUGUACGCUGAAAGUUUUCCAGGAUGAAUAUCCUAAAAUUUUUGAAGCUUAGAAAGAGCAACGAAUUGAUUAUUUACGAGGUUUUUGAUAUCACGAUUGAUUUAUAAGACUGUAUGAUUGAAAAAGGACGUAUCGAAAGACGUAUCAAGACGCUAUGCACUCCAGUUUUCAUGGUUCAAUGUUUUGCUUUUUUCCGGUUUUUGUUCCGAAUCUGUACGAUUCUAUAAUACUUAAAAAAAGAUUGUUGAAGUCAAGAAACAUACGAAGAAAUAUUUUUAAUUAAUGAUACGAAUGAACGGAUAUUUUUUGUCUUUGUAUGGUUCUUUAAGGUACGUAUGACUGUGUUGAAGAAAAAAAGACUUAUAUUAAGAUUAAACAUAAAUUUCUUCGUCUAGUAUCACUUGUCAUAGAGUUUUUCGCAAACUUUUGCAAUUUUAUGUAUAUAAGCGUUUAUAAUUAUUAUAUAUUCAUAUAUAUAUACACAUAUAAUAUAGAUUUACUUGUAUUAUGUGUAUAUUGCAAACACGAUCGAUGUAUUAUUAUCGCAUCUUUUACUACCAUCGGUCUUUCCCGUUUUAUACUAUUAUAAUAAAUAAAAUUGAAUACGCGAUUUUUUCUUAAUAAA